AUGGAGGAAUCGGGUAAAAGAUUUGACAAGAAUGAAGCUCAACUUCAGAAAUAUGAAAUCUUGUUGCAAAAUCAAUCCGCUUCCAUAAGGAACCUUGAAACUCAAAUGGGACAAAUUCAUAGUAUCUUAGCGAGAAGAGUUCAAGGAAUGUUUUCGAGUGAUAUCAAGAAGAAUCCAAAGGAGCAACUCAAUGCCAUCAUGUUGAGAAGUGGUAAGGAGUUGAAAGAAUCAAGAAAAGCUGAAGACAUGAAAUUGGACAGAACCAAUAAUGCCUCAGCACAAUGCCUAGGCACAAAACCAGAACUUGAGAACAAAGCCCAAGAUGUGAAGAAAGAUGAAGCCUCUCUUCCGUAUCCUCAUAGACUACAGAAACAAAGAUUAGACAAGCAAUUUGGUAAGUUCAUGGAUAUGUUUAGAAGCUUACACAUAAAUAUUCCUUCUUGUAGAUAUGUUAGAGCAAAUCGCCGAGUAUGCAAGUUCUUAAAGGAGAUCCUUACACAUAAAGGAGAACAUGAGAGGAUCAUGCUCACUGAGGAAUGUAGUGCGUUGCUUCAAAGAAACUACCACUGA
Pistacia vera is the source of this 570-nucleotide messenger RNA. RefSeq lists its product as uncharacterized. The coding region runs from base 1 to 570 and encodes 189 amino acids. Lineage: Eukaryota; Viridiplantae; Streptophyta; Magnoliopsida; Sapindales; Anacardiaceae. The record is from RefSeq and is a predicted model, not a curated record. The transcript has a single exon.